Messenger RNA from Hydractinia symbiolongicarpus, 1498 nucleotides. RefSeq lists its product as uncharacterized. Lineage: Eukaryota; Metazoa; Cnidaria; Hydrozoa; Anthoathecata; Hydractiniidae. Bases 191 to 1498 code for a protein of 435 amino acids. The record is from RefSeq and is a predicted model, not a curated record. The transcript has 19 exons.
AAGAAGUUUACAUCCGCUAACAAAAUUGUCAAACCAAAACCAUUAAUAACUAGUUGCGGACCUCAUUUCAGCUAACUUAUUUUAAUUUACGCAAUUCAUUGGACAGUAACACUGGACAUACCUUUUGUCAUUUUCCCUAUGAUGACGUUUCACUUGUACUAUUAUACCACAAAUUGGUCAAAAAAUUUUUAUGUAUACCCCCGUCUUCGACUAUUAUUUCAUAUAUAUAUAUGGCCGCACCAAGCAUUUUAUACUCAUUUUCAAUACAACUGAAAAGGAUUUAAAGUUUAUUUCAUUCUCACACAGUAACAAGAUGAAGAUAUUUAUUCUGCUUUUGUCAUCAUGUUUGGUGUUCGGACACCCGAUAGAAGAUAUAGAUUGCUCAUCUUUGAGUGAAGAAGAAAAAGCAAUGACACCCGAAUGUUCAGAAAGUGAUGAUAUAUCAUUGAUUAGGAAAUGUUUGGAAUUACCAUUACCUGAUCGAGAUGAUGAUGACGACUGCAAAAAUCUAAUGGUAACAGGAACCACUGAGGUAAAACGAUGCAUGGCACUUCCUAUCUCACAAAUUGUUGUUGAUCGAGAAUGCGAGAAGUUAAAGAUAUCAGGAAUCGAAGAUGAGGAUAGUGUUGUAGAUGUAAUAGCCACAAUGAACAAAUGUCUCGACAUUCCUGUAAACACUCGACAACACAAUGCUGAUUGCAAGAAAUUAAUGGACACGGGUAGUGAAGUCGUAAAGAAGUGCUUAAAGCUGACAAAAGAAGCUGCUAUGGUAGAUCAACAAUGCAAAAAUUUGACCACUCAGGGCACAGGAGAUGAAGAAGAACUUUUUGAAGAUUCUACAGCUUUCACGAUUACGCGGUGCCUGGAGCUUCCAUUGACUGUUCGCAAAGAAGAUGAAGAUUGCAAAAAUUUGAUAGAAACAGGAGGUGAAGUUGUGAAAAGAUGCAUGAAACUUUCUCUGUCAGAAAUAUCUCAAGACUCUGAAUGUAUGAGCCUAAAAAUAACUGGAAUUGAAGAUGAAGAACUUUUUGAUGAAACUGUCACCAUUAAGAGAUGCUUGGAUCUUCCAUUAGCUAUUCGGCUUAAAGACGACGAUUGUAAGAAUGUAAUGGAUACUGGGAGUGCUGUUGCAAGAAGAUGCAUGUCUCUCCCACUGUCAGAAAUUUCGGAAGACUCAGAAUGCAUGAACCUAAAGACAAUUGGAAUGGAAGAUGAGGAGAUCUUUGAUGAUAUGACAAGUGGCACGGUCAAAAGAUGUCUGGAGUUACCAAAAAAUACUCGAGUCCAAGAUGAAGAUUGUCAAAAUUUAAUGACCACAGGAACUGAUGAAGUAAAACGAUGCUUGUCACUCUCUUUGUCUCAAAUUAUGGUUGAUCAAGAAUGCAUGAAAUUAACUUCUGAAAUGGAAGAUGAGGAUGGUACUGAAGAUGUGAUUGCCAGUAGGUUAAUUCCUCUUAUCCCUAUCUCUUUCAAGUGCAGUAUUGAACAAAUGUCUUGA